AUGUUUGUCAAUGAUAUGAGUGGAACCACAAGCCGUGACUCUAUUUGGCGGCGUGACCUUAUGAUGAUAAACGGUUGUGAUAGUUCUAAUGGACUGUCUAUUUCUGAUUUCAUUUCUUGCAGGGUCCAUAAUAGAGAAUCCACUUCUUUUUGGUUCAGUAAGUGGGUGGGGGAUCAAAACACUUCGGAAGCUUAUCCGGAGCUCUAUGCUAAAAUGCAAUCCCCUACAAUGACUGUCGCGGCUGCUGGUUAUAGGCAGCGGCCGAUAUGGAUUUGGGACGCUGGAGGUUGGAUUAUAGAGCCAGACGAAGACGAUAAUAUGCUGCUGGCGUUGCUUACUGAACAGCUGCAGGAUGUUUUCCCGGAUAGCCAUGGCAGAGAUGAGUUUGUUUGGGCCAAGGAUGAAAGUGCCGGUUUUUCUGUUAAAGCCUGUGGAGUUGAGAUUAGAAGAUACGACAUUGCUACGAGGCUGCAUCCAGGUAUUCUAAACAGACUGAAUUUUAUGUGGGAUCUGAUUGUCCCUUCAAAAAUAGCCUUUUUUGCUUGGAGAUUCAUCCUAGACAGGUUACCGACUUGGGAUCAUUUGAAGAGUAGAGGCAUUCUGUUAGACGAUAGUGAAUGUUAUUGUGUGUUCUGUUUUCAAGUUUUGGAGACAUCUAGUCAUUUGUUUGAUGACUGUGUGUUCUCUGAUAGAAUUUGGAGUAAAAUAGGACAAUGGCUCGGUAUCUCUGAAAAAGCUGUCUAUUGCGGAGUUGAAGAGAUUCUCGGAACAUUUUGA
Messenger RNA from Vicia villosa (hairy vetch), 777 nucleotides. RefSeq lists its product as uncharacterized. The transcript has a single exon. Bases 1 to 777 code for a protein of 258 amino acids. The record is from RefSeq and is a predicted model, not a curated record. NCBI's taxonomy places the organism in Eukaryota, Viridiplantae, Streptophyta, Magnoliopsida, Fabales, Fabaceae.